AUGUCAGACGCGGCAGUGGACGCCAGCUCCAAGAUCACCAAGGACUUGAAGGAGGAGAAGGAAGCUGAGGUGGAUGCAGAGAGUGGAAGAGACGCACCUGCCCAUGGGGAGGCUCGAAAUGAGGAAAAUGGGGUGCAGGAGGCUGACAGUGAGGUAGAUGAAGAAGAGGAAGAAAGUGGGGAGGAGGCGGAAGGGGAAGAAGGUGAUGGUGAGGAAGAGGACGGAGAUGAGGAUGAGGAAGCUGAGGCUCCUACGGCAAGCAGGUAG
This is a messenger RNA of Rattus rattus (black rat), 267 nucleotides long. RefSeq names its product prothymosin alpha-like. Gene Ontology annotation, biological process: negative regulation of apoptotic process; positive regulation of transcription by RNA polymerase II. Gene Ontology annotation, cellular component: nucleus. Gene Ontology annotation, molecular function: histone binding. The record is from RefSeq and is a predicted model, not a curated record. Lineage: Eukaryota; Metazoa; Chordata; Mammalia; Rodentia; Muridae. Bases 1 to 267 code for a protein of 88 amino acids. The transcript has a single exon.